Closterium sp. Naga37s-1 is the source of this 738-nucleotide messenger RNA. The record is from the annotation of a GenBank genome assembly. NCBI's taxonomy places the organism in Eukaryota, Viridiplantae, Streptophyta, Zygnematophyceae, Desmidiales, Closteriaceae.
AUGCUACUCCUGUCAAGACGCACAAGCAGACUCCUCCUUCCCACCCACCGCUUCCCGUCCCGCCUUCUUUUGCACCACAGGCAAGAGGAGAGCUGCCCUCCUUCCGCCACAUGGCCCUCCUCACAUGGAGUUUUGAGACAUCUCAAAGCUCGCCUUGACAACGACCAGCUUACGGGAGAGCUGCCCUCCUUCCGCCACGUCACCCAACUCACAUCGCUAGACAGGCUGCACCUUGACAACAACCAGCUCACGGGAGAGCUGCCCUCCUUCCACCACAUCACCCAACUCACAUCGCUAGACAGACUGUCUGUUGCCUACAACUACCUCACAGCCACAGCAGACGCCUUCCCGUUCAACACCACCAGCCCAGACCCAGACGACCCCUCAGGAGGCCACAGCUCGUGCGUAUUCACCCACAACUGCCUUGAGUGGGUCUACUGCGGCCAUGGGCUGAACCAGAGGCGUGACAGUGAGUGCCGGGCGUUCUGUGGGGUGCAAGUGCAGCCGCUCAAAGAGCAGAGGCUCACCCCCCCGUGCAGCGGGCAUGGCAUGUGCUCCUUUGUGCCGGACCCGUCUCACACCAUGUAUCCUUGUGAUGAAGACGAGGAGUUCUGGCCACCCUACUGUGAACCUGUGGGGCAGUGCACCUGUGAUGACGGGUACACGCCAGGGACUGCUGCUGGCACGUGCGUCUCUCACGAUACCCUGCUGGUGCCUCAAGGUAUGCUUGCAGAUUAA